GUUGCAUUUGCUAAUAAAUAAUACUCCUGCCUCAAUCAAUUUAUGUUGUUCGCAAGAGGAAGUCUUUGUGUAUACUAGGUAUACCAUUUAAAUGGUAUAUUAGCAAUAGAAUAAUACUAAAAUCAGAAGUGGGGUCAUUUUAGUUAGAAAAGAAAAAGGAAAUGGGGGUUAAUUCUUAGCGCCAUGAAAAUUUGGUGAAAUUCUAGAGAGAGUGUGAAAAUUUCUCCAAUUGCGCCAAUGUCACUGCUGAAAUUUUAGGCGGCAAAAAUGGUGAAAUUAUUUGCAUAAUUUUUUUCCGUAAACUUUAAUUUCUAUUCGGUUUAAUUUCUUCCCCCAAUUUCUUCCCCCAAUUUCAUAAUUAUUUUUCAGAUCUGGUUUGUUUGAUUAAAAUUUUGAAAUCCGUAUGAAUGAAGCCCUCGAAUGUGGAAGCUGGGCUCACCUUGUGUAUGGUGUUUGUCAUGAAGUAGGCGUGGAUAAGUUGGCCAAAAAUUGGUAGGCGCCGGAAAUGAGAACUUCUAAGGAGGGUGAAGGAGUGGUUGGAAGCAAAAGGAGGUUGCAAUUAAACCAGGGUUGUAUAAUCAGCGAGAAAUGUGGAUACCUGCAUAUGUGAAGCAUAUUUUUUGGGCGGGGAUGCAGACGACUCAGAGGGUUGAGAGUAUUAACAGUUUCUUCGACGGGUACUUGAAGAAGAAUACGAGAUUAUAUCAGUUUGCUCCUAGGUACUGCAAGGCCAUGGAAAGUAGGGCCAAUGAUGAAAAAGCUGCUGAUGUGAACUGCUGUCGUUUUACUCGGUCUUUGGUUGGAGAGUUUGCUGUGGAGAGGAAGUUCCAGAAACUAUAUACGGAUGCGAAGUUCGUUGAAGUCCAGAUCCAAUGUAUGCGGGUAUGUUACGUAACACCUAUUACUUCGAAAUUAGUUUCUGAUGUGGAGGUUGAGCAUACGGUGUCUGACAAAGUAUGGGUAUGGUCCAAGUUCUUGAGAAAGGAAAUAUCUUUGGCAGGCCGGAAGCGUAUAUACGUCGUGAUGUUCAACAAGGAGACCUCUUUUGCAAAGUGUGACUGCAAACAUUUCGAGUGCCACGGCAUUAUGUGUAGGCACAUCAUUAAGGUGUUGGACGUGGAGGAUGUGGAAAAUGUGCCUGCUGGAUAUAUAGUUGACCGAUGGAGGAAAGAUAUACAACGCAAGCACACUCUUGUGAAGGUUGCUUAUCAUGAUCCCGAGAAAACAGAAGAAGUUAAGCGCUAUGACCGGAUUAUGAAUGCGGUGGAACCUGCUGCCCUCCGUGGAUCACUUUCCGAGCAGAAGUUGGAUUUGGUCAUAGAAGGUAUUAUGAAUAUUGUGUUACGUCUUGAUGAGAGUGAUGCUCUUUCAGCAGUUGGUGAUAACGAAGCUGGUGCACUGACUUCCGGGGGGAACAGGAUGGCCAUUGUUGGUCCUACGACACCAGGCUCCGUUAACAAACCUCCAAACAGCGUUGGGGAUGAUACUACCACACUUACCCCCCCUAUUAUGGUUAAAGAUCCUGUUCCGCGCGGUGGUUUAAAGGCUCACAGGACUCGUGAAAAAAGAUUUUUACAACCAGGUGAGAAUAAAAACCCCGCAAGGAAGCAAGUCAGGAAAAACAAGAGUGUUGUACCACAAGACUUUCCAGAGACCAGCAAUUGUCAGAACACUUGCCUUCCUCAACACAACUACGUGCAGCAGCCAAACACCUUCCAUCCUGGUUGGGGAUCCCACGAUCAAUAUGGGUAUAGUGCUGAUUACCCGCCUCAAAUGGCUGGGCAAGUAAGGGGGACUAUGGUAUACCCUCAGCAGAACUACAACAAUGGGGUAUCCGUUCAACAGUUUCAGUCAUCUGGAAGAGUAAGUGGAGUUGUUGCCACAAAUUUGUUUCCCUCAGGACAGACAGAAAUUCGCAUGUCUGUGGGUGGGAUUCGUAUGACCCCGGAGGGUGGUGACGUACUUUUGUCCCAAGACCGUUGUGGUAUAUCAAUGUCACAAAACAUAUCUGGUGGUCCAAUUGCCCAAAACCUAUCCGGUUUACACAUGUCCCAGAACAUUAAUGGUGUGCAAAUGUCGCAAAACUUGAGUGGAGUGCAAAUAUCUCAGAUGUCGCAAAUGUCCCAGAAUGCUGGUUCCAUUCGUUACUUCACCAGUAACAGCAGCAACAGAGGUGGAAAUUAUCAAGAUGCCGGGACUCAUUGUAUGCCUGCAAAUCAUAACCAGCACCGGCAUAGUUUCCAGGUUGUGAACGAAACCUCCCAUGGGAAUCACCGUAGUUAUCAACCAACUACUAAACACUUGUUGUAGUCCAAUCCGGGUUUUUUAGUCAAUGAGGGUGGGUGUGGAACGCAUUCUACACAUGGCGCCAGUGGUAAUCCAGUAUUCACUCAAGACCUGCUCGGUUGUCAUGACCUUACGAAGAAUUAGAAUUGAUUUCCAUGGUGAAAUCCACCCAAUAAAUCUACAUUUGUGGUACGUUAUUUGAAGUUGAUUGACUUCCAUCCAAUAAGUCUGAAUUAUGGCGUGUUACCCAAUUUGGGGUUUACAGGAUGUCGUAACUUAAAUAAGGUUACUUUAGAUACUUUCGUAAACUGAAUUUUCAUAAUUGACACAGAACUCUGAAUUACUUCGUGUUUGCUAUGUACUAAACCAUGUAUAAUUCGGUAAUUUGGUACCCUACUUCGUGUUUGCUAUUUUUAACAGUAUUUGUGUUAGUGUUUUUGCGGUAUCUGUUAUAGAACGACUAUUUGUUAAAGUUAUAGGGGUACUACAUCUUGUCGUAACACCAGUACUUUUUUUUUAAAAAUAAAGACGAAUAAUACGUAUGAAGAAUAAGAAUAAGACUAGUAAUACGAAAAGCAUCAUCCGCAAAAUAUUACAUGGAAGGCAGCGCCGCCUAGGUUGAAACUAUAAAAUACACCUAUUACAUUUCCUACGAGCUAAAGGUAGGCAAUGUCUGAACAACAACAAAUAACUUACCUGUUACUAUUACGCCAUAGAAGUAGGAUAGAAAAAUCUACCCAAACCUAAUAACUAAAUACGUCAUGGUGAUGAAUACUAUGCCGAUAAAUACUACGCCGUAGUUAAGCUAGUACCUAACUAAGUUCUUAUACUAUAGGUAAAAACCACCCUACAUAAUAAGUACUACACACACACUGAUGGGGAAAAUUGUGUAUAGGUAAAAACCACCCUACAUAAUAAGUACUACACACACACUAAUGGGGAAAAUUGUGUAUAAUAGCUCCAGACUCUGGCGCUUACAGUUCCAGUUUACGCGCAAGUGGUUGCUUCUGGAGCUUCACCGACUGCAUAAAUCAAAUAAACGAUUACAAUCAACAAAAAUGUUUUCUAAUUGUCUACAUUACAUAGUUCGUAUGAGACAUAAUAAUAGCGGUAGCGGUACCAUACUCACCCAUAACGGUACCAUACUCACCCAUAAAAUAUCGGUAUGCAUUGUAAUGCAGUACUAUGUACACCUGUUUGGUACUAUGCAGUCAACCCAAUGCAGUAAGCAUACCUGUUUGGUACCCUAAUGGAAGUACCAGACGGUGUAAAACAAAGCGUUGGGAACCGAAAUAAGAAAUUAAAUGAAGUACCUCAAAUAAGACAGUAAACAGGAGGUUGGCCGAACCCAAAUCAGAUUCAUUGUAAUUUGGUAACAAGUCGUUUCCCCGCCACAUAAGGACAACCCCUCCGCAUUGAUUCUCAAACCAUUUGGAUUGAUAUUCUCCUGGUAAGUUUCUAAUUAGCUCCCUGCAGUCGUUGUUACUUAUUCGGGCUUCAGUAACGACCAUGAGUGAUGGAUGGUGCCUUGCAAACAUCUCAAAGAAGGUGGCUCUGAAUGAGGGUCUGGUCAUGGAUAGGGCGUUCCAUGCAACGACCACCGUACCUCGUGGUAUGAAGGCGGAAACCUCCGUCCCAACCAUAGUCUUUCCCUCUAAGCACACCUCAGUGUAAGCCCGUCGUUUGGUCUGAAAAUACCUUGGAACAACAGUAAUUUCCACCCCAGUAAACGUAUGUUCCACACUCAUAACAUGAAUAGCAUGAGCGUUGGAUGCAAUGAAAACGUGGCUCCUGGAAUCAGGGAAAUUGUACACAGGGAGGUCGUCCACAACUACAGCUGGUCUAGGGUCUACCACAGCGAGGAGGUUGUUCGGGUACAACAACCACGACCCUUGUGCAGCAAGCCGGUUGGAACACCAAUCUAAGUAAGCCCAAAACCCAAGAUGCAUAUUAGGGUGGUCCGUAAUUAAAGGGUGGUGUGCAGGCAGGAUUUUACCUGCAGAGGUGACCAUCACAGAACAAGGGAACAUAACAGGGUGGUAAGGCAACUUACUAACGGCACAAUAAAGCUGGAUAUUCAGGUCAGUUUUGAUUGCGUGCGGCACACGGAGACCAUUUUCUGCGUCUUCGACGUCGAUGGAGUAGUAAGUGGUGUUGUAGUUCAAUUCAGGCCCGUUUGAAGAUUUUGGCUGCUCGAAGUACAUUAUGGCUUUUGGGUGGCAGAGUAGUGUUCGGCUGCUAUCACAAACAAGGAUAGAUUUGCCUUUGUCCAUUUUUGGCAGGUUUGCCGGUGGAGAAUUUGGAAACAAUUAGGGUUUGAACAGCUAGAAGGAGAAACAAGUGGGUUGGUUUGAGGAGUCCCCACUGGAAGGAGGUUGUCAACUAUAAAGGGAAGUGAAUACUACACUAAAGUUGUCGGUGAAAAAACGUAGUGAAAUAAAUUCCUAACAACCUAGGUGGGUUAAAAAGUUAUUACGUCGUUUGGUACCACCAGGUUUACUGAUCUUAUUACUUGGUACCGCUCCAGAGUACUUUUCCAGUAAAUGCAAACUACUGCAAUUUAACGUUAUCUGCAUAAUUGUUCUUAUUGUUGAGUGAAAUCAAUAGUUGAAUGUUGAACACAAUUUAUCCGACUUUGGUGAUGUUUUCGUUUGAUUCAGUAGUUUGGGACACUAAUAUUGUCGGUAUGGAACAACAGACUACUAAGAAUCGGAUUUUAGGGUUAUGUGUUGUCGUUACUAUGACUUGUAUAGGACACUAUUAUUGUCGGUAUGUAACAGUAGACCACUAAGAAUUGGAUUUUAGGGAAAUGUGGUUUCGUUAUCAUAAGUAGUUUGGGACACUAAUAUUGUCCGUAUGGAACAACAGACUACUAAGAAUCGGAUUUUAGGGUUAGUUACUAUGACUUGUAGGACACUAAUAUUGUCGGUAUGUAACAGUAGACCACUAAGAAUUGAAUUUUAGGGAAAUGUGGUUUCGUUAUCGUAAGUAGUUUGGCACACUCAUAUUGUCGGUAUGGAACAGUAGACUACUAAGAAUUGGAAUUUAGGGUUAUGUGCAAGUUAGUGAUAUGUUUGAAGGUAAAGGGUGUAGGGUACUUUAAUGUGUUAAAAGUCGGAUAUUAUAGGUCUUUAAUUUGCCGUGACCUAUUCGACACUAGGGUGUCCGAACAUUGUUAACUCAUAUUUGAAAUGACUCCAAACCCAAUAUUAGUAAUAAAAUGUAAUGAUUACAUUUGUGAACUUUUAUUAGUAUUAGUACCUCAUUAAUAGGUUGUUUACGUCUUACAAUAUAAUGUGUUUAUGUCUUACAAUAUGUGUUUAAAAUUGAAAAUUCUCACGUCUUAGAAUAAAAUGUGUUUACGUAACAAUAUAACAAUGUAAGAUUACAUGGUUGUCUUAAUUUACGUAUGUUAUGAUGUUCGAUGAUGUUAUCCUGAUAUUUAUAUUCAAAAUAUCAAGUGUUAUUAAUUUAUGCAAAUACGAAAAUUGAAAUUUUAUGAUUUCAUGAUGACCACGAUCUGUACGCAUACGACCAUACAUUACACUUAGUAAGACUAUUACUACAUAAUUAUAUACAUAUGUGGUUAUAAAAUGAUAAUUACCUCCUAAGUGAAUGAAUUAGGUAAAUCUAAGGUAAUCGGAUUGAAUGGAUUUUUGAAAUCAACUAUCGGGUUCUUAACACUACUAAGGAUUUAUACCGUCAUUGGUUUGAUUUUCAACCCUAGACCCAAAUGAGAUUUGGGCGACUUCUCGACCGGGUACACAUUCAGUCCCUUAACCAAUACGAAUAAUUUACCAAUGCGAUUAAUUAACCGAUACGAUUAAUUAACCAAUACGAUUAAUUAACCAAUAACAAAUACGAUACAUUAAAAACUAAUUUUAAAUUAAGUUCCCAAACGUACGAAAUGGCCUAUCCCAAACAACGCAGUAAUAGGAGAAUUCCAAAAUUAAUUUGAAACAUUGAGCGGGAAUUUUCCCGCCUCCCUCAGUAAAAAUUCAAAAGUGUUGGAAGCUUGUCAAAGAAUCUUUGACUUUGACCACCACAGCUAUAUAAGCCACAAGAAGUUGGCCACUUCCUAGCUCAUUUUAAAUAAUUUAAAAUUAAAAGCACUCCGGCUAAUGUCUCAUAGUUCUAAUUCCCUAAGGUCACCGCCGGCAAACGUGGGAUGCGUAGAUGGCCGGAAGAUGCUCUGGUGCGAGACGAUCAGUUGUCCAACAUGCAUCACUUGCAUAACUGAACUAAGGAUUUCACAGACAACCACAAAUCCACAUAAAUUAUAUUUUAAAUGUCGAUUUUGUGGGUGGUUCCGGUGGGUUGAAGAUCACAAUUUAAUAACAGAGGAAAACAUGCUGCCAUCGCGUCUUGUUGAUGUUGGGCUGGACCGCGUCCUCCACCGCCUCGACAAGAUUGAAUCAUGCAUUUGGAUGUUGUAUAAAUUAUUCUUCGUUUGUCUUAUAGUUUUUGUGUAUUUUCUCCUCCCAAAGUAAAUCGACGUUUCCUUUGUAAAAGAUCGUAAUAAUCAAUAAAAAGCGUAUUUUAAGAGUUGGACAA
This is a messenger RNA of Spinacia oleracea (spinach), 6840 nucleotides long. Its product is annotated as protein FAR-RED ELONGATED HYPOCOTYL 3. Gene Ontology annotation, biological process: regulation of DNA-templated transcription. The record is from RefSeq and is a predicted model, not a curated record. Lineage: Eukaryota; Viridiplantae; Streptophyta; Magnoliopsida; Caryophyllales; Amaranthaceae. Gene Ontology annotation, molecular function: zinc ion binding. The transcript has 4 exons. Bases 589 to 2310 code for a protein of 573 amino acids.